AUGGCAGAAGUUCUGGAACAAUGGCGUCACUUUUCCACGUCGCCGCCACGCGCCAUUCGGGCGGUCAAAUUGAUCUACUUGGCGGACAUCCAAAGUUGGAACUUCUGUGAAACUCGGGCAGCAAGUCUUUUUUUCGUUCUUUCUAUUUUUGUUUCUUUUUAUAACAUGUAUAUAUAUAUAUAAUUAUAUCUUCUUCUCUUCGUUGUCUACUCAAAGAUAUAUGUGUUCGGAACUGUUUUUCCGCAGAUCGCGGAUUCAUUUGGACCCGGCCUACGGAAACCUCCGAGAAGAAGAAUCUGCAAACGCUGGAAAUAAUAAAAAGAACGCAUAGAUGCAGGUUUCUAUCAAUAUUUUUUUUUAAAAUGAAAAUUUUAAGAUUCAAUUCUUCGUUUUUCUUUUUCAGUACUGCAUUUGUGACUUUUGGCAUUGUACCAGGAGUUCCUUCUAUGGAUCGAUAUGAAGCUUCAUUAUCACUUCCUUCAACAGCUAGUGAUGGAUUACCAUCCCUGAGAAUAAAACAAUUUUUUUCAGAAUCGAUCUUUUUAUUUUCUACGUUAUCGCCUUGUGUUCGAGAUACAGUGAACAUCACGUUUUCCGUCAAGGUUUGUUCUAUAUUUUCUCGGUUUCGAGUCUUAAAUGAACUUAUAGCUGAUACACGGCUGGCUUGAGCCAUCGACAAACGGGUCCUGACACGAUAAUGCACGAGAUAGCGCCUGGCUCGUGGAGAGCGCAGACAGGACACGCCCCUUUAGCGUCCCAGGCUGGCCGUGAAUCAGAUAUACCUAUCUUGAAGCGCGGCUUUUCAUCCGCAAAUCUGAAGAUUGCCACGUUUUCGACACCCGGCAGGAAGUACAAAACCAUAGGAAGAAAAACAAGAACAUCGCUACGGGUUCGUUUAAAAUUUGAAAUUUUCACUUUUUUUCGCCUUGUGCAGUCUGUUCGGAUUUCGAAUGUCAAGCAGCUGAAACCGCCCCCGUCGCUACAGAAUCUUUCGCUUCGAUUUUUUUUUAUAAUCUGUGUAUAUCAAACUGUAUGAACCGUUAUGAUGUUGUACAUGUUUCUUUCUUUUUUCCUUAUUAUUUCACGAAAAUUCAAAUAAAAUAAUUCGAAAUUCGCAAAGAAUAGUUAUGUUUUAUGGAGUUGGUUGAAAUUCUAAUCCGCUUUACUUAUGAGUUGAAGAAGUUUUUCGAAUGUAGCUUCCUGAUAUCAUUUCAAGCAAAAUGAAGAGACCUUCGUUAUGUCAACAGCGUAAAUGGAUUCAGAGAUCGAUUUUGAAGCGUGACUUGCAGAGCAUCAAGGUCUCGAAAAUUUCUGGUUUAUUUUUAAAAAGUUUUAGGCGAUGAUAAAAAGUGAGACGAAAGAAGAUAUUGAAGAGAUUCUGAAUUUAUCGAUUGACUCGAUUCCGCUUGUUGAAGCUUGCCGCGUCGGAUUUUCAGACGGCGUUGAAUACUUUGUACCUUGCUUUGUAAUUCUUUUGGAAUAUAUAUUUUUGAGGUCAAUCUUGGCGCCAAAGCUCUUAGGUACUCCCGUUGUACCUUCUCCAUUACAAAAGCAGGUUAACUCGAGAUUUUUUGAAUUGAUAAAAAGUAGAAUCGCCAAAUGUCUUCAAAUAAAAAAAGAAAUAUAAGGAAUCAAAAACUUUUUUCUCAUUCUAAACCAUUUAAAUUCUUGAAAUCUACCACUUUCAGCUCCGGAAACGGCCCUUCGUUUGGCCAUCGAGCAGAUCGGCAACAGAAAAUUACCAAAGAUCCGACGGACUCGUGAUGAAUUCAAGGCUUUUCCCUUUUUGUUCCGUAUCAUAGUUUUUCAAGCCUUCAGAUCCUCCGGGCUGUAGUGGAAUCAGACAACUGCAACCUAAAGAUGCCCUUAGGGCUGGGACACGAUCCGCCAAUUUUCAUUUGCUGCAAAUAUUCCAAUGUCGAAAUAGGUAUAUAUAUUCGGUUUUUUUCUGGUUUGAAAGGAGAUCGACGAACUCUACCGUAGUAUGUUUGCUAUCGCGACGCUUUUCGCGGAAAAUAAAAAAUUUCAAAAACGAGUCACUUUUUUAGUUUUUUUGUUAUUGUAUUUUUUUGUACGGUCCGUAAAAAGUAAUUUUGGUGAAAAAAUAAUGAUUGUUGAAAAGAUAACUUGAAGAGAUGGGAGUUUUAAAUUUUGCGCAAUUAUAGCUGAUUCACGGCCGGCCUGAGCCAUCGAAAAAAGGGUCCUGACAAGGUAAUGCACGAGAUAGCGCCUGGCUCGUGGAGAGCGCAGACAGGAAACGCCCCAUUAGCGUCCCAAGCUGGCCGUGAAUCAGCUAUACUUUGAACGCGGAAACGGUGGGAAGUUUUAAAUGAAUAAAAAGGAGUUUCAAAAAAUGAUUUUUUUUUCCCUACGUCUGAAAUAAAGCGUUCCGUGACUGCAAAAAGUUACCACAAAGGUGAAUUGAGAAGUCGAUACAAAUAGAUACCGGGUAGCAACUUUUGAAAAAGUUAAUCGGCGUGUGGUAAUCGGUGGUCGUUUGUAUGCGACCGGGUACCAUCUUUAUGGUACCUGGGUCGAAGGUCGAUGCAAGUAGCUACCGGGUAGCUACCUGACAUUCGCGAUUUCUUUCGGAAAGUCUGGAAUUGCUGGUCGUUAUUUUUUGUGUCAGCUUUAUCCAAUGAGACCCUGGAAGGCUUGAGAAGGUGUAAAAAAACACUGAUGCUAUAUAAACGACCGAUGUGCCAGCCAAUGGCAAUCGCGAAUUUCAGGUACCUACCCGGUAGCAUCCAGAUACCGAUCAGGUACUAUCCAGGUACCAUAGAGACAGUACCCGGUCGCAUACAAAUGACCACCGAUUACGAUUCGCCGAUUGACUGGAGUUGCUACCCGUUACCUACUUGUAUCUACCUCUCGAUUCACCAGUGUACGGUAAAUAUCGCCUUUCAAAUCGGUAAGAACGAUUUAUGAAAUUUAUCUUUUUUUUUUUGUCGAAUAUUAUUCAAUCUAUUCAAGCGGCUUACCUCUGUGAACAUGGCGCCAGUGUUUUGGACCGGAAUGACGACGGUUUGACGUGCUUGAUGCUUUCUCGUUUCUUCAGAGUUGAACGAUCGGUUUUCCCGAAAUUGAUUGCAUAUUGAUCAAUUUUUUUUUCAGAGAGAUUUUUUCAAAUUUUUAAUCGACCAAGGACUUUCAGUUGAUGCGACCACGCCUAAUGGUAAAUUUUCGUGCAAAAUUUUUGGCGUUUUUCAUUUUUUUUUUUUGCCGCCGCGUCAAGAAUUUUUCUAAAGCACAAGAAAGUAACGUGUGAAUGGCAGAGAUUUAAACGUUAAUAGAGUUUUUCUGUACCUUAAAGCUUUCUGUGAAUAUUCAAGGCCAUUUUUCAAUAAAUUAGCGUGGGUUAUUUCCUUAAGGUCUCGACGCGAUGAGCCGUUUUCAUUACUUCUGAUCAUUAAAUAGACUUUUUAGCCUUUCCUGAGUUUUUCAAAUAUUUUUAUUUAGUUCCGAUCCUAGAAAAUGCAUUACUCCUUUCAAAGCCUUCAACUCAGUUAAAAGCUGGAACCUUCAGUUUUCGGUUCCUCGGAAGGCGUUUGAAAGCUUCCCAGUCAAAAGUUUUCCACAUACCUCCCUAACACCUCUAGUUACCUUCCAGAAGCCUGCUGGAAGGCUUCUGCCAGGUCUUUUCAAUUUAUUACCUUCCUAAGACCUUCUAAUUACCUUCUAAAGACAUUCUCAAGGCCUCCAUUCACCUUCCAACUUUCUGCUGGUUACCUUCCCAACAUCUUCCCAGGAUUUGCCUGAGAAGAGACCACAAUGGAUAUUCCCGACUUUUUCGUCUGAAUCUUUCUUUUCAGGACGAACGGCCCUUCACUACGCCGUAGAAAACGACAAUGUUUUUCUCAUGAAGCUUUUGCUCGCCCAAGGUGCCAAACUGAUUCCCGACGGAAAAGGGCAAACCCCACUCUCCACCGCGGCUCUUACAAAUAGUCCGAAUGUUAGCUUUUCUAUUACGAAGAAGAAAAAAAACAAGUUUUUAUGAUUCAGAAUGAUAUGUUCCUAUAUCUGUACGACUAUGCCACAGAUGAAAGAUUGAAAAAAGACGCGUUGCUUCUCAAAGCGUCAUCCAGUCUAUUGAAACGACAGGAGGACGUCUCUUAUUUAUUGUUUAGAAAGGCGUUGGAGAUGAACGAUGGCAUUGAGGAGGUUGUGUAGAAAUCAAUGAAAGUUGAUUUCGGAAAUUGAAGGAAAUAGAGCAAGUGGAACCGAACCCGGCAUACGAUUCGCUUCGGGAAGCGCGUUCUUUGGAAGAAGUCGAAGCUGCAGAAGAUCGUUCAAGGUUCAUUGGAAUUCAGGUACUGACUCAUUGAAAGCUAUAACCUAUAAACGAUAAUUUUUGUGCUUUUGGAUCUUUUUGAUGUUUAGAGUAGGUUCAAUGCAAGGAGAAAAUGGUAAUUUGAAAAAAUUUUUUAGCCAAACUUUUCAUUUUGAAUGACACUACUCUGUGGACUUCGAUGUGAAAAGGAAUUCACUCUAGGGGUAAGUUGGUAAAAGGGGCGGAGCUUAAAAAAACCAUCAAAUUACCUUUUUUGUGAGCCUACUGCUUCAUGUUUUUAUGCCCAAAAAAAAAGUUAAAUUCCUGUAUUUUGAACUUUCUUUUUUUCUGGAAAGAUAACGAUUACUUGAUUUUUUUUUUCGCUGAAAAAAUCUUCACUUUUUUUCGAACUUUCAGUGUUUGAUCAUGCGGGAAAGGAUUCUCGGCCAAUCUCAUCCAGAAGUCUUGAGAGGCUUGGUUAAAAUUGUCUGUGAUUUGAAUCACACGAAGUACGAUCCGCGGUAAGUUUGAAGGGCCUGAAGGGGUUCUGACUCUUCAAAAAGAUUUUUUAAGAAUCUUUUUGAAACAAAAUGAGGUUAUUUUUUUUACUGCAGGAACUACGACCUCUGCUGCUACACACUGGAUUUGGCAGAAAGGUAUAUUUCAGUGUUUUCAGAAUGAUUUCAAUCAUCUUUUUAAUGUUCUGAUAUCUCAGUGUUGAUGUAUGUGAAAUGUCAUGAAAACCUGACCGGAGCCAAAUGAAGAAUGACCACCAAAAGGGCAUUGAAGCCUAUAAAUUAACCACUUAGUUGCUCAAAAACGCCUAGUUUGCGCUAAAGUUGUUGAGUAGUCCUUCCGGAUUUGGGAUGUCGAAUGAGAUGGUCUUAGGAACUCCAGAAUGGUCCCUAGAGCCUUAGGGACCCUUGGAAGGCCCCUCUAGAGACUACAUAGGGGUUUUAAUUAGUGGCCCCUAUAGGGGACACGCUAAUCGAUAAUUUUUAUGUACUCUAUGUGAGGAAGCGUUCCCAUGCGAAAAAUGAAAUAAUAAAGCGUUUUAAACGAGGUUGAAAGACCCCUAUAGGGGCCACUUGAGCUUUAGGGACUAAGGGGUCAGACACUUUCUCUUUUGAGGUAUGGCGAUUUGUCGUCGGGAGUCCUGGUGGACACGAUCGAUGCCUUGUGCCCUGCCAUUUCACAUACGAUUCUCGACUCGCUAUUCAAAAACGAAGAAACAAGUUUUGAGUCCUGCAUGAAGCUCAUUUGCUACAUGUUCGAUAAACUAUGCCUCAGUUUGGAGAAGGUUCGUUUUUGACAAGAAGUUUCAUGAAUCCAUUGAAAAAAAGCCUUGUAUAGGCCAUUCCGCGCUAGCUUGUCACGUUUUUCUUUCCGCCAACAGGUCAGGUCAAAAUUAACCAACUUUCGCUUCAAUACCUUUGUUUCUUGCCGUUAUAAAAGCAGAAAUUUGAUCUAAUUUGGUAUACGGUCUUUUUGAAAAAAAGAAAAACGUGACAAGCUGGCGCGGAAUAGACUAUAAUAGAAUGAAGAGUAAAUCAGAAGUUUUUCAUCAGGUUUUAAAAAAAUUUGGGUAUAUGUCAAAAGAGCUGCGAAAAUCGAGCCUCCUCGCUGUUUGAGAUAAAACUGCCAGCGAAAAAUGGGCUGCCGAAAAAAUUGCCAGAGAAAAAUAAUCAGCUGAGAGAAACGAGCUACGAAAAUUUCGCCCGCCGUUGGCAGGUUAAUCGCGCGACUCUGCGCUCCAUCGAGAACAGUAACCGAAUUUCGGCCAUUUCCGCUCAUUAGUAUCUUAAAAUAUAGUUUUUUCUUGUUUUAUGUUGAAUGAUUUCAAACUACAUCGUUGAAUUUUUUUGGAAGCAAUUACUGAAAUGUCAGAAAAAAGGACAAACAUGCAGAAGUGAUUAAAAGUGGAUAGUAAAAAAAUUAUCUACAUAAUUUUUUUCCCGGAUUUUGCGUUAAAGGAACUAUUUAAAAAUUUUAUUUGCCCGUUGCGUAUUGAAAAAUAAUGAACAUAACAAAAUAUCAGUUUAUUAAAAAAACCUAAAAAAAGAACAAAAUGUGAGCAUGACAGGGUUUUCCGAUGAAAAUUGUCUUUCGUGAAGUUGCGGAACCAAUACUCGAACUUCUCCUCAUCGCAAGAAAUCAAUCCACCCUGAUUGCUUUUAAGCGUCCUGAAACAUUUUUCAUUAUUAAAAAUGUUUUUUUCAGACUCUUAUAGACUGACUUCGCCCGAUUUCAUUCUAAGCGGAAAUUAAAUAAAAACUUUUUCUGCACGAAAUCACAACAAAAUGAAAAAAAGAAAAUGGAUGAAAACAAAUAAGAAAUAACAAAAAAAUAAUGAAAAAAAUUUUUCCGAAAAAUUCAAAAUCUGUCAUCGGCGCGUUAUCGGUGGAGCGCCAAUAUGUAGUCAACUAUUUUGCCAACGGUGGGCAAAAUUUUUCGCAGCUCGCUUUUUCGCUGGCAGUUUUAUCGCUGGCUGUUUUUUUCAUCAGCUCAUUUUUUUCUCAGCUCGAUUUUCACAGCUCUUUUGACAUAUACCCAAAAAUUUACUCUAAAUCAGUUCUUUGUCUUGUCUACAGCUUUUUGCGAAAUUGCAAGAAUUUUGGCUUUUCUUAAAACGAAAAAAAAAACAUUGUUUUGAUUGCUAGAUGGAUUUGCAAGUCGUGGAAGAAUCGACUAAUUCUUCAUAUUUUUUCAGGCACACGAGAAAAAAGUGAAAGCCAAAAGUGAACGUUUACAAAGCUACUCGAAUGUCGCUGUUAAAAUCUUUUCGAUGGUUUUAUUUCUGUUCAAUUUCAAAAAUAUUUUGGCUGAUUUAUCAGGUUCAAACUUUUUGCACAAUGAAAGGAAGUGAAAAGGAAAGAAAGGAGUUUCCAGAAUUCAAUGUAGGUUUCCUAUUGUUUCCAAUUUCUAAUUGAUGAUUUUUCAGUUGCGCCGUUUUGUCAAAAUCGCAACAAUGCUCCAUAUUUCAGUGUUUGAUGCGCCCAUGUUUGAAGAGUUAUAUUUUUCUUUCUUCAUUCAAUUAAUUUUCCAAUGGACGAAACAGGGAACAUAGAGCAGCGGCGGCUAGAAGAGACGCUAGAGAAAGAGAGGGCUCUCUUGUCUCUUCCAAACUUUGAUCUCUCGUUCAUGCUUUUCUGUAUCUUUUUGUUGAAAUAGUAGUUAUUUUUGAAGAUGAUUCACAGAACUUGAAAUCCUUUGAUUCUUUAACGUCUCUUCAAUUCAAAGUUGAUCUCUUGCUUGAGUAUUUUCACUGGUUGUUUUUUGCCGAAAAAUGGGAAAACAGCCUUUUUCUCUAGUGUCUCUUCUUACCGUCUUAGCCAUCAAAAAAAGGGUCCUGACACGAUGAUGAAAGAAAUAGUGCCUGGCUCGUGGAGAGCGCAGACAGGCCACUCCCUCUAGCGUCCCAAGCCGUGAAUCGGCUAUACAUAUACCUGCCUUCCAUUAUUCGACACAUUCAGACAGAGGAAUUUGAUUCCGAUUUUCGUCAACGUUGGCGCGAACAUCAACGAAACGAAUAAAUACGGACAAACGGUGUUGAUGAAAGUAACCGAAUCGUAUUUCGACUAUGAUGAUGAUUUGAACGAAAAGUAAUAACAUCCACCCCUUUUUUUUUUGCUUCCUUUCCUCAUUUCAGAGCUUGGCCAUUGUUGAAAUCUUUGAUUUCGAAUGGAUCGCGGAUUUUCGUGCGCGACAGGAGAAACGGUCGCGUUUUCGAAGCUCUGCAGGAUUUCCAAAGUUCAGGGGAAGUUGACGAUCUGAUCGCGCUUGGUGAGUUUGAGGAUUUUCAGAGAAUAGCUCCAGUUUUUACGAGAGAUCUUCCAAGGCGGGAAAAGUGUGAUCUUUUGACUUUUGUAAAGAAAACCUUGCUGAAAAUCUUAUUUUUCAAGCUUUCGAGUCAAUUUCCAUUUUUUUUUUUGCUUCAUAUGCUCAAAAAAUAAAUGUUUAUCUGCUUAUGGUAUUUAUCAGCUAGGCUAGGUUUCUUUUUAACUUCAUGGUUAAAAAUUAGUUUUAUUUUUUUCUUUUCGAUGAUCAAAUUUUAUAUAGCCAAUUCCCACGUCUGCUUUUUCACAUUUUUCUUCCCGCCAAAAAGACCGUAUACCGUAGUAGAUCAAAAUUGAGCAUUUUCGAUUCAACAACUUUGUGUUUUGCUGUCUUUUUUGCAGUUUUGGAUAGAAAAAGUUUUAUUUACGGUAUCCUUUUUUCUGUUCUUUGAAACCGUCUCGCACUACACUAAUUUCUUCAUAAAAGGUUGUUUUUUCUUCUUCACAAAAGAUUUCAGGCGGUUUCAUCACGUUGAAAGACAUGUGCGCCGAAGUCGUUGAAACGAAAUUCAUCCCAGCUUUUCUGAAUCAAAUUUUGCCUCGCGAUUUGCGUGAAUUCACCAUUUUGGGUGAUAAAAAUUUUCGUUAUCACUGA
Messenger RNA from Caenorhabditis auriculariae, 8701 nucleotides. The record is from the annotation of a GenBank genome assembly. NCBI's taxonomy places the organism in Eukaryota, Metazoa, Nematoda, Chromadorea, Rhabditida, Rhabditidae.